Drosophila subobscura is the source of this 3228-nucleotide messenger RNA. RefSeq names its product probable phospholipid-transporting ATPase IF. Lineage: Eukaryota; Metazoa; Arthropoda; Insecta; Diptera; Drosophilidae. Gene Ontology annotation, molecular function: ATP hydrolysis activity; magnesium ion binding; ATP binding. The record is from RefSeq and is a predicted model, not a curated record. The coding region runs from base 31 to 3228 and encodes 1065 amino acids. Gene Ontology annotation, cellular component: endoplasmic reticulum; trans-Golgi network; plasma membrane. The transcript is spliced from 6 exons. Gene Ontology annotation, biological process: phospholipid translocation.
CAGAAGAUAUUGAUCAAUAAUUGCGCAGAUAUGGGCGCAUCCAAGAAGCAGCUGGCCGAUCCCCUGCGCAUACAAAUCGGCGGAGGUGGCACCAAUGGGAAGCAGGCGGCCCUCAAUCGUGUGACAACCACCAAGUACAAUUGGCUGACCUUUCUGCCCCUCAACUUUUACGAGCAGUUUCGCCGUGCCGUGUACUUUUACUUUCUGCUCAUCACCAUUGUCUCGUUCUUCGUGAAUGACACCAUUUCCCCGCUGGUUUCAUUGAUUCCUUUGCUGUUUGUGAUGGUCAUAACGGCCCUGAAGGAGGGCCUGGAGGAUCUGGCGCGUUCCAGGAGUGACACAAUUGUCAACACAGCCAGAGUCACCGUCAUUCGCAAUGGCCAGGAGCAGUGCAUCGAGUCGGAGUUCAUUGUGCCCGGCGAUCUGGUGGUUGUGGGCAGCAACGGCGACAUACCCUGCGAUCUGGUGCUGCUGCAGUCAUCGGGCAUGGACAACAAAUGCUUCGUUACCACCGCCAAUCUGGAUGGGGAGUCGAAUCUGAAGACCGUCUUCGCACCCACCAACUACACGCUCGCCAUGGAGGGCUGCAUUGUGUGCGAGGCACCCACGCCGGAUCUCUACAGCUUCAAUGGGCGACUGGAGCUGGAGGGGGACGCGCUGCCGCUGCCGCUGACGCUGGAGAGUCUGCUGUUGCGUGGUGUACGUGUCAAGGACACCGAAAGGAUUGUGGGCUGUGCCAUCUACACGGGCAUGCACACCAAACUGCAGCUGAACAGCCGCUACACGGGCAACAAGUCCGCCUCCAGCGAGAGGUACAUCAACAGGUUCAUGGUGGCCCUCAUUCUGGGCAUGAUUGUCGUUGUGGUGGGGCUCUACAUGGUUGAGCGGCACAAGGAGGCCCAUGUGGUGCCCACCAUGCCCUUCCUGGGACCCCCGUCGAACUUCAACUCGUUCUGGCAAGUCUUCGAGGACUUCCUGUCCUUUCUGCUGCUGUUCAACUACAUGGUGCCGAUAUCCGCCUACAUGAACAUCGAACUCUAUCGCAUUGCCGGUGCCCACUUCAUGCAAUCCGAUCUGCAGCUCUACGACGAGGAGACCGAUCAGCCCUGCCAGGCGAACGCCUCCAAUCUGAACGAGGAGCUGGGACAGGUCAACAUUCUGUUCUCGGAUAAGACCGGCACUCUGACCAAGAACCUCAUGAACUUCCUCAAAUGCUAUGUGGACGGCAGGGACUACCAUCUGCAGGGCGCACAGCUCUACUCGCCCGCCUCGGACGAGAAGGUUGAGCUGGCCACGCUGCAGACGCAGGCCAGCAAGUUCUUUGAGGCUUUGACCAUUUGCCACACGGUGGAGCUGCAGGCGGCCGGCGAGGGCGUCUCGUCCGAGGCAGCAUUGUCGGAGAGGAGCAGCCUAAUGUCCAGCGGCAAUGUGGUGGGCCGCUACCAGGCCUCCAGUCCCGACGAGAAGGCCCUGCUGGAGGGCUGCGCCAACUUGGGUCUGGUGUACGAGGGCUGCCACAGCAAUCAGCUGCGCAUCCGUCGCUAUCCCGCUGGCGAGGAGCUGCACUACGAGCGUCUUCAUGUGCUCGAAUUUAGCUCGGAACGCAAGCGUAUGAGUGUCAUAGUGCGCGAUGGCCAGGGCGCCAUCUGGCUGUAUAGCAAGGGUGCCGAGAGCAUCAUCUUCCCGCGCUGCCACCAGAGUCCGGAGCUGAGUCGCACCGAUGCACAGAUCACGGAAUACGCACGGCAGGGCUUGCGCACGCUGGCCGUGGCCAGGCGCCGCCUCACCGCGGAGGCGUACACCAGCUUCAUGGCUCAGUACAGGAAUGCAAAUACCCAGCUGACGGACAGAAACAAUCUGAUCGCAAAGUGCUACGAAACGGUGGAAACUGGACUCGAUCUGCUUGGGGCCACUGCCCUGGAGGAUGCCCUGCAGGACAAUGUGGGCGAGACGUUGGUUGCCUUGAGGGCGGCUGGCCUGAGGAUCUGGGUGCUCACGGGCGACAAGGUGGAGACGGCCUUCAACAUUGGCCUCGCCUGCCAGCACAUACCACCCGGCGCCACGGUACACUACAUGGUGAAUGUGACGGAACGCACGGAGCUGCUGCUGCGACUCAAGGAGAUUAAGUCGGCCAUUGGCAAGGACUCCUCCCGGGAAGCCCUGGUGAUCGAUGGCGCCACAGUGGCCUCGCUGCUGGCACACGCGCCCAAACAGUUUGCCGAUGUGGCCCUCAAGUGUCGGGCCGUGCUGUGUUGUCGCCUCAGUCCGCUGCAGAAGAGCGAAAUUGUGACACUGAUCAAGCGCCGGAGGAAGAACCACAUCACAGCGGCCAUUGGGGAUGGCGCGAACGAUGUGUCCAUGAUACAGGAGGCACACAUUGGCAUUGGCAUCACGGGGCGAGAGGGCAAACAGGCGGCUCGCUGUGCAGACUAUGCGAUAGCCAAGUUCGAGAUGCUGCAGCGGCUCCUCCUCGUCCAUGGCCACUACAACUCGGAGCGCUUGGCCUUUCUGGUGCUGUUCUAUUGCUACAAGAAUAUCAUCAUCACGGGCUGCAUGGCCCUGUUCCAGGUCUACGAUCUGUACUCGGCCACAAAUGUCUACAACUCGCUGUUCCUUUGGCUCUUUGACAUUGUCUACAUCUCGUUUAGUUUCACCAUUUUGGCCAUAUCCGAUAAGCCAUACAGCGAGGAGACGCUGCUUAGACAUCCUGAGCUGUACAAGCGACUGGCCCACAACAAGCAGACGUCUUGGAGCAGGUUCAGCCUGUGGAUACUCAAUGGUGCCAUCCAGUGUCUGAUCAUAUUCUACUUUGCCUAUGCCGUGCUCAACGACGACAAUGUCGUGUACAAUGUGGGACAAACUGCGGGCUUUCAGACCUUUGGCUGCAUGCUCAUAACGAUCAUUGUGAUUGUGGGCAACCUGAAGCUGCUGCUGCUGGCCCACUACCUGACCUACCUAAACUUUGCCAUUAUUGUGGGCUCCAUUGGCGCCUUUAUGCUGACAACGUAUCUGUACAACCUGCUGACAGGGUCGGAGCUCUACUUGGUCUACAAUCUGCUGCUGGGCUCCCUGCCCCUGUGGCUAUACACGAUCAUAUGUUCGGUGGCCUGUUUGCUGCCCGAUUUCACCAUGAAGGUCGUAAAGGAUAUGCUCAGGCAACCGCUUCCACUCGACACCCAAAAGCGCGCACUAAACGAAGAAGGAAAUCCGAAAGUUGGAAAUGUCUAA